Messenger RNA from Pseudomyrmex gracilis, 1008 nucleotides. Its product is annotated as piggyBac transposable element-derived protein 4-like. Bases 1 to 1008 code for a protein of 335 amino acids. NCBI's taxonomy places the organism in Eukaryota, Metazoa, Arthropoda, Insecta, Hymenoptera, Formicidae. The record is from RefSeq and is a predicted model, not a curated record. The transcript is spliced from 2 exons.
AUGCAAGAUGGCGUCCUCAGACGAAAUCUACCGGUCGCCAGACCACAAGGUCGCGUUUGUCGUGAAAACGACAGAUUUAGCAGGGAACUUGAGUUCCAGAGCUCAGAGUUUACUUACGAAGUAAAAAUUCCAGCUAUUUUCGCCACGUUUUGUAACUCAGAACAGGGUUCACCUGGUAUUCAGAGUACUAUUACUGUUCCAGAUGAUACUCCAUUGUGCUACUUCAAAAUUUUUUCCAAUUUAAAUCUUUUAGAAAUAAUAACGGCACAAACAAAUCCAUAUCAGGAACAAAACUCUGAAGGCCCGCGAAAAAAUAUGAAGUCCUGGGAACCUCUUACAGUUGAUGAAUUACGGUUUUUUCUUGGAACAACAAUCAAUAUGGGACUCGUUCAAAAAGGUGCAAUUCAAAAUUAUUGGAGCACAGAUCCUCUGUUGAAAACUCCAAUUUUUAGAAAGAUCAUGCGUCGAAAUAGAUAUCUCCAAAUCUUGCGAUUUUUGCAUUUUUCAAACAACGAAGAAAUAGUGAAUCAUCCUCUCAAAAAAUUGAAACCUGUAAUUGACGAUCUAAGAGAAAAAUUUUCAAAUUCUAUAUUACCAGGACAGAAUCUUUGUAUUGACGAAAGUUUAGUUUUAUGGAAAAAGAAGCUGUACUUUAAACAAUUUUUACCGUUGAAACAACAUCGUUUUGGUAUCAAAUUGUUUGAACUAGUUGAUUGUAAAACUGGAUUUUUGAUAGAUUUCAUUGUAUAUACAGAGUCAGAUACCAAUUACGAAAAGUUUGGUGUGGGUAUUACUGGUGACAUUGUAGCUUAUUUCCUAAAAACUUUUUUUAACAAAGGUCACGUCAUUUAUAUGGAUAAUUGGUAUUUAUCUCCAGGAUUAACCGAAUUUCUACAUGACCGUGACACAGGAAUCUGUGGAACUGUGAAGAAGAAUAGGAAAUUUAUGCCAAGGGUAGAGAAUAAACUAAAUACAGGUGAGAUUCAGGUCGCACACAAUGACGUCUAG